AGCCUCUUCGAACUGGUGCAAUUGAAGUUAUCAAGAAGUCGAUUAACAGGAAGGAUUCCAGCAGAUAUAGGACAGAUGAGCUGCGUAGAAUCACUUGAUCUGUCAUGAAACCAGCUUUCAGGUUAGCUUCCUUCAAGCAUGUCCCAGUUAAGUUUUCUCAUUAUCUUGAACCUGUCAAAUGACAACUUUUAUGGGAGAAUUCCGUUAAGCAUCCAGUUGCAAAGCUUUUUAGCUGAUGCAUUUAUCGGGAAUUUUCCACUCUAUGGGCCUCCGCUGACACCAACAUGUCCGGAAGAUGAAAAACCAUCGAAUGGCGUAGGCAUACCCAAGAUGAUGGGGGUGAAUUCUGGAAAGGGUUUAAACCCAGCAUGGAACUUGGAAUGGCUUUUGGUUUCUUGAGAGUUUUGGCUUUAAAGUUGGAUCAUCCAUGGAAACAUUGUUGUAUCUUGCUGUUUGACUACAUGAAGAUCCCCCUUAACAACUUGAAGGACUACCUCUGUUCGACUGUUGAAGCACUGUGGGUUUGGUAGUAACAGUGAAUGUUAGCAGAUUGCGAACAAAGUUGAGGUUCAAAAUGUUUGCUAAGGCUUCAACUUCAAGCACUCAACUUCUCUAGUGAAGUGAAAUUCCAGCGUUUCUUUUCAGCCCUCACAGGAUACCACAUCUGGCUUCCUUUCGAGUAGUAGUGUAUUUUUUUGUUUCUAUAUAUAUUUGCUCUGUUAUAUUGUGGUCUAAAACUCUGAAUGGAUGGCUUAUGAAAUGGAUGGUUUAUGUCUUGUGUUGUAGCUUUCGUCCGCACUUGUGUUGGAUGGUUUGUUUUUCUUUCCUUUAAGGGCAAAUUUCAAUAAAAACAGGUUCAAAAUGUUUGUUAAGGCUUCAGCCUUCAAGGACUCAACUUCUAUGGUGAUGUGAAAUUCCAAUGUGUCUUUUCAAUCCUCAUAGGAUUCCGUAUCUGGCUUCCUUUCUUUCUAUCUAUGUGCUCUGUUAUUUUGUGGUAUGAACUCUGAAUGGAUGGUUUGUGUCUUGUGUUGUAUUAGCUUUCAUCCCCUUGUGUUGGAUGGUUUGUUCUGUUUUCCUCAAAGGGCAAUAUUUCAAUAAAAUCAGCGAUGCAAAUCAUAGUUAUUAAACUAAUCCUUUUGUUUACAUUUCAGUCUUAGCUAUACAAUACUAUACCCAUUUUCGCUUGUCAUCAUAUUUGAAUUUGAGGCUUCUACUAUGGAAAUCCUGUAGAAACAAGAAAUUGUGUUAGUACAA
This is a messenger RNA of Rubroshorea leprosula, 1254 nucleotides long. Lineage: Eukaryota; Viridiplantae; Streptophyta; Magnoliopsida; Malvales; Dipterocarpaceae. The record is from the annotation of a GenBank genome assembly.